AUGUUAACCAUCAAUCUAAAACGCACAUGUAUAUGUGCGUUUAGUCGUCUCGUUCUUGUCGGCGUUAUCCUACUUGAUCUGAUGCCAAUCACCAUCAUCUGGAAUCCACCACUUCUUUUGAUUUUUACUUUAAUCUGUGAGAAAUAUCACUUUUCUUGCACCACGACCCGCUCCCCUUCCUCUCAGCCUCCACCACCACCUGUCGUCGACGCCGUCAUUACACUCACAACUUCGAAGGUACAUCGAUUUUCUAUUUCUUCAUUUUUAACUGUGCGAUUCCUCACAUUUCUGCAAUCGAUCCAACACAAUGAUGGUAGCAAAAUCUUAGUCGAUUACGACCUCUACCGUCAUUUCUUGAUUUCAAUUUUGGGAUUAAUCGAAGUUACGAAGCUAUGUGCAUCCAUGGCACCAAGCGUCUCUGUCACAGCUGUGGUAAAAUCAUACGUGCAUGACGAGGCCAUGCUCUUGAAGGCUUACGAUGAGUUGUCGGAGAUAUUAGGCUUAAUGAAGGUAUUAUUGGUGGACUUUGAUGAGGAGGAUGAUAACAUCGUUGAUGAUUACAUUAACUUUGAAGAUGAACACAUCGACAAAAUCUAG
Messenger RNA from Lactuca virosa, 597 nucleotides. NCBI's taxonomy places the organism in Eukaryota, Viridiplantae, Streptophyta, Magnoliopsida, Asterales, Asteraceae. The record is from the annotation of a GenBank genome assembly.